Molecule: messenger RNA, 2198 nt
Organism: Branchiostoma floridae (Florida lancelet)
Lineage: Eukaryota; Metazoa; Chordata; Leptocardii; Amphioxiformes; Branchiostomatidae
Product: proteoglycan 4-like
Exons: 4
Coding region: 1-1425 (474 amino acids)
Molecular function (GO): DNA binding
Source: RefSeq, a predicted model, not a curated record
AUGACCACAAAUGUUGCUGGAGAAGAGCCCACAGAGCAGGAGAAUGGAGAGCCCACAGAGCAGGAGAAUGGAGAGCCCACAGAGCAGGAGAAUGGGGAGCCCACAGAGCAGGAGAAUGGGGAGCCCACAGAGCAGGAGAAUGGAGAGCCCACGGAGCAGGAGAAUGGAGAGCCCACGGAGCAGGAGAAUGGAGAGCCCACGGAGCAGGAGAAUGGAGAGCCCACGGAGCAGGAGAAUGGAGAGCCCACGGAGCAGGAGAAUGGAGAGCCCACGGAGCAGGAGAAUGGAGAGCCCACGGAGCAGGAGAAUGGGGAACCCACGGUGCAGGAGAAUGGAGAGCCCACGGAGCAGGAGAAUGGAGAGCCCACAGGCCUGGGUCUUGUACAGCCCAUGGAGCAGGAGAAUGGAGAGCCCACAGGCCUGGGUCUUGUACAGCCCAUAGAGCAGGAGAAUGGAGAGGCCACGGAGCAGGAGAAUGGAGAGCCCACGGAGCAGGAGAAUGGGGAGCCCACGGAACAGGAGAAUGGAGAGGCCACGGAGCAGGAGAAUGGAGAGCCCACAGGCCCGGGUCGUGUACAGCCCACAGGCCCGGGUCGUGUACAGCCCACAGGCCCGGGUCGUGUACAGCCCACAGGCCCGGGUCGUGUACAGCCCACAGGCCCGGGACGUGUACAGCCCACAGGCCCGGGUCGUGUACAGCACACAGGCCCGGGUCGUGUACAGCCCACAGGCCCGGGUCGUGUACAGCCCACAGGCCCAGGUCGUGUACAGCACACAGGCCCGGGUCGUGUACAGCACACAGUUUGGGGUCCUGUACAGCCCACGUGGUAUGGAGAAGAACAGUUGCCCCCACGUCAACCUGGUCUUGAUUAUUCCCCCAUCUCAACUGAUCCUUCCUUCAACACUACUCCCGUCCAUCGCCCUUUGCAGUUCUCUUCACCAGCCACAUCCACCCCUCAGUUUAACAGCAGUCUCCGAUCACCCCUUCACCAAAUCAACAAUCUGACGACUAAUGCAGAAACCACCAGGCGUUUCAAGUACCCACUGCAGACCCCUCUGAACACAGUGCAGUCACCCGUCCCACUGGGGUCAGGGAACUAUGGAGUUGUCAUUUUUCCCAGUCAGUUGCUCAAUGCAGAACUGACUGGGAGAAAUAGUCCUAAGGCCUACAUGAAGAAGUUGAUGGAUUUUUAUUUCACGAGGGAGGUGCUGGCUGUGUCUAAUUAUAAAGGAGGAGGAUCCAACGGAUAUGCAGCUUUAGACCAGGACAUCAUGGGAGCCAUUGUUUCCGCAACCCUCACCAAGUACCCGAACUGCACGGAAAUGAGUAUCAGCAGUGAAGUAGGCAACAAAUGUGUUAAGGCGAGAAAAUAUUUCAAAAAUAAAAGGGAUGGGCCUAGGUGCUUCAUGGAUAGCUCAUUGUAAAGCAGAAUUUGGUACAAUGUAUUUCCUACCUUUAGCCUAGUACUAGAUUUUUAGCAAUGUUUGUGGUUACAGUAGGUUCUAAAAACUAAAAGUCUAUAAGUGUUUUGAUGUCACCCCAUAUGUUAUGAUACAGUUUUAACGUGAUUAUGCCAUGAUUUUUUUUCUUUUUUGGCCUGCUCUGGUGUUUCUUGUGUUUAUCAUAGGCAUAUAUUGUAAUUUAACAGGAAGUCAUUCAAUGCUGUGUCAACUUUCAACUUAAAGCUGAUGUGUAAAACAAGAAAGUAUGCUACAAUAAUAUGAAUUGUAGGUAAAAUUGCAGGCCAACAACUGCUCUGUGUAUAUAGACAACAGAUAGAAUUGUGUAACACUGAUUUUGUUGACUUUUGUCAUGUCAAAAGUGGUGGGCUGGAAUAUAUACUGCCCCUUAUCUGUUAGCUUCUACAGCAAGCAUGUACCGGUAUGAUGCAGGCCAAAAAAGUAGGAACUGAUUCAGAAAUUAUCCAGAGAAGUCAUGACCUUUUUGUGAACUCCUUUUUUUUUUAUCAAUAUCAGAUGUGACUCAGCUCUGAGAAAGUUAAGCUUGCAGCCUGGGUUACAGUGCCCUGUGUAAUAUACCGUGAAAUAGGGGUUAAACCUGACAGAGCUGCCUGCACUCAACUUACUUAAUUUACACUUACAGAGGAAUUUCUUUGGAUGUUUCCUCAUUGUGACUUUGAGACCCUGGGAAAUGAACAGACAAGUGAAAAUCAGUGCACUUUGCUGGUUGGCAGAAU